UCUGAAGCUGCAGCAGCUGCAGAAUCAAGUGCGCUUGGAGCAAGAGGCAAGUGGCUGGCCCCCGGCGCCCCCGGGUCUCCCUUGCAACAGCAGCAGCAGCGGCAGCAGCGCGCCCCCCAGCCGCCACCCGUUGCUGUCAACGCCCUGGGGCUGCCCAAGGGCGUCACCCCCGCGGGAUUUCCGAAGAAGGCCAGUAGAACUGCUAGAAUAGCCUCGGAUGAGGAGAUUCAAGGCACAAAGGAUGCUGUCAUUCAAGACCUGGAACGGAAACUUCGCUUCAAGGAGGACCUUCUGAACAAUGGCCAGCCGAGGCUAACAUAUGAGGAAAGAAUGGCUCGUCGCCUGCUUGGCGCUGACAGCGCAAAUGUCUUCAACAUCCAGGAGCCAGAAGAAACAACAGCCAAUCAGGAGUACAAAGUCUCCAGUUGUGAGCAGAGGCUGAUAAGUGAGAUAGAGUACCGACUGGAACGGUCUCCUGUGGACGAGUCAGGGGAUGAGGGGCAGUAUGGGGAUGUACCCGCCGAGAGUGCAACGGCACCCUUCUUCGAGAUGAAGCUGAAACAUUACAAGAUCUUUGAGGGGAUGCCUGUGACUUUCACGUGUCGAGUGGCUGGGAAUCCAAAGCCAAAGAUCUAUUGGUUUAAAGAUGGGAAGCAGAUUUCUCCAAAGAGUGAUCACUACACCAUUCAGAGAGACCUUGAUGGGACCUGCUCCCUGCAUACCAUGGCCUCUACCCUAGAUGAUGACGGGAACUACACAAUCAUGGCUGCCAACCCUCAGGGUCGUGUCAGUUGUACAGGACGGCUAAUGGUACAGGCUGUCAACCAAAGAGGUCGCAGUCCCCGCUCUCCCUCGGGCCAUCCCCAUGCCAGAAGGCCUCGCUCUCGAUCAAGGGACAGUGGAGAUGAAAACGAGCCCAUUCAGGAGCGAUUCUUCCGGCCUCACUUCCUGCAGGCUCCGGGAGAUCUUACUGUUCAGGAAGGCAAACUCUGCAGGAUGGACUGCAAAGUCAGUGGGUUACCAACCCCAGAUCUCAGCUGGCAGCUAGAUGGGAAGCCCAUACGCCCUGACAGUGCUCACAAGAUGUUGGUCCGUGAGAAUGGAGUACACUCCCUCAUUAUAGAGCCAGUCACGUCCCGGGAUGCCGGCAUCUACACAUGUAUUGCCACCAACAGAGCAGGGCAGAACUCUUUUAACCUGGAGCUUGUGGUUGCUGCUAAAGAAGCACACAAGGCCCCCGUGUUUGUUGAGAAACUGCAAAACACAGGGGUAGCCGAUGGGUACCCAGUGAGGCUGGAGUGCCGAGUUUCGGGAGUGCCACCGCCUCAGAUAUUUUGGAAGAAAGAAAAUGAAUCGCUCACUCACAGCACUGAGCGAGUAAGCAUGCACCAGGAUAACCAUGGCUACAUCUGCCUGCUCAUUCAGGGAGCCACAAAAGAAGACGCUGGGUGGUAUACUGUAUCCGCCAAGAACGAGGCUGGCAUUGUGUCCUGCACUGCCCGGCUGGAUGUCUACACCCAGUGGCAUCAGCAGCCACAGACCACCAAGCCAAAAAAAGUACGGCCCUCGGCCAGUCGCUACGCAGCACUUUCGGACCAGGGACUAGACAUCAAAGCCGCUUUCCAACCUGAAGCAAGCCCAUCUCACCUGACACUGAACAGUGGCUUGGUAGAAAGUGACGACCUGUGAUGGGUGCCCCUGUUGAAGCUGAAAACUGAACGCCAUUGCUUUGACCAACGUCCUCCUCUGUCACAUUAUAUAAAAGGCAGAAGUAUACUUUUGACUUUAAGAAAUUGAAAAAAAAAAAGAAAAACAACACCAAAAUUGUAUUUUUCUUACUUGAUAGAGAAUCUAAAUAGGCGAUGCUUAUAGAAAUGUACACAUUGCACAAAAAAUUCGCAUUUGUUGUCCAGGUUAAAACUUUUGGAAUUGUUGUAAUCAAAAUGGUCUGAAAUGCCAAAAGAAAUCAACUGUUCAGAGGUAACCAUGGUUUAAGUUAUCCAUAAGUGCCUUCAAACACAAGCUAUAGGUGCUCUAGUGUGGCAGUGUGAAAUGCUUGAUAGAUACUUCAGCGUCUCUAAGUGCAGUGUCUACAGAUGGCUACAGUGAACCAAGUGCAAUAUGGAAGGGCGGGAAGGAGAAUGAUGAAGAAAGCCAGGGAACGCCUUGUCUUUGCAAACUGCUCGUGUUAAACCACAAGAAAGGAAUUUCUUGCCUUAAAUGUCAUCCGUAUCAGGGGUUUUCUCUUUACGCUACUUCAGUAUGAGGCUUACUUACAAUCCAUAGGAACUAAAAGGCUAAUUUGAACUUAAACAACUAAAAUGUUCUGUAGAAAGCCGAAACGUAUUACAGUCCAUUCCACAAGAGGCAUCAAACUACCCAAAUGACCAAGGCAUGUAGUGUUUGGAGGAAACAAGUUUGGAAGGCAUGGGAAGAAGGAAGGAAGGAGUUGCUACCCACACAGGGAUCUCAUAUCCAUUUAGAUGAAAGCAUCAGGCAGUGGGCCAGGCUCUUCUUUGGUUUUCUUCUAAACCUUAAAAACAUAGAUGCAAAAACACUGCCAUUAACCAGUCAAGGACUCUAGAGGGUCAUCUGGAAGUCUGGUGUGCAUGUGUGAUGGAGACUUCCAUGUAGCUGACGUGUGUAGGAUUAAUGACGUUAGUAUGUAGAGUAAGUUGGACAUGGGUUGAGAUUGCAGGGGGGGGCAUGAGUGAGAAGUAGCUGGUAGGGUCUAGUUUGCCUGAGGGAAGUGGAGACUUGAGAGACAAAAACAAGCUUGUGCUACAAUGAAUUUCUUUUCCGUUGGCACCAGGAGGUGGUGAAUGGACAUUUCUAGUUCCCUUCACUUCCCUGACGCCAUGGAAUCUAGCCUUAGAAGGGCCAAGCUCUGAGCACCUACACGGCCAAGCUGCAAGGACCGCUUUUUGAAUGCAUGAUUUUGCAUCAGCUAAACACAGUUGAUUCUGACCAGACUUGAUGACUUUAAGUCGGAACCAAUAUUUUCCUUUUUUAAUGAGAGAAAAUAAUCUGGCCUGGUAGUGUAAGACGUGAGGCUUUAAUGGUACUUUGCUAUGAAGAGAAAACACUGUGUUCCUCAUGCAAACCAUAUCUAUUAUUGUUCAUUAUUUAUAAAAGUGUUCAACUUUCUUAGCUCAGUUACUCAAUUCAUACAUAGUACUUUUUAAAACAAUUUUGUAUCUGUAACCACCCCAUUUAUUUUGUAUUACUGCUUCACAUGUACAGCUUUCUACUUUUGUAAGAACACCAACAAACCAAGUUUUAGCAGGCUUGAGCACUGGGUGGCAGAUGUUCUAUACCGUGUGGUACAAGACUCUUUGACCACAUACACAUUGCUGAUGGGGGGUUUAAGUAACCAUGCAGGGUCUUUUAGACCUAUCUCUGUUGUAGAAUUGUGACCUAUAUUAUUAUACUUGCCAAAUUUUUCUGAAUGUGACUUUUUUUUUUUUUUUUUUUUUUUUUUUUUUUUUUUUUGCUAAUUUGCUGGGCUUGGGAUUAACUAGCAUUUUUUUUGCCACCUUUUACUUUGUAUUUAUGAAAAAACAUAAAAAACAAAGUACUACCAUACUUUGGAUUGUUGUGCCGUUGUAAUGUGGACUUAACAUCAAUAAAUAAAUAUUUAACAAACAGUA
Molecule: messenger RNA, 3650 nt
Organism: Cricetulus griseus (Chinese hamster)
Lineage: Eukaryota; Metazoa; Chordata; Mammalia; Rodentia; Cricetidae
Source: RefSeq, a predicted model, not a curated record